CUCUCUGCUUCUUCAAAAAAAAAACAAUGGCAUACUUUUGGGUUUCACUACUUUUGGCUUUACUAGUGCCCACAAUAAGUGCAGAUCCAGACCCAUUGCAGGAUUUCUGUGUAGCAGACACUUCCUCUUCCGCAUUUUUUAUGAAUGGACUGCCUUGUAUCGACCCCAGCAAAGCUUCUGCAAAGCACUUUACUACAUCUAUUUUGAGCACCAAGGGAAAUACAUCAGACAGUCUAUUCGGAAUGAGUGUGAUUGCCACAACAGCAGAUGUUCUCCCUGGCAUAAACACAUUAGGGUUGAUAAUGGGUCGCGUAGAUAUUGCAGUGGGAGGAGUGCUUCCUCCUCACACACACCCACGAGCCUCUGAAAUUAUUUACGUUUUGGAAGGGGAACUCAAAGUUGGAUUUGUGGACACUACUAACAAGCUUUUCUCUGCAGAUAUCAAAACAGGCGAUGUUUUUGUGUUCCCCAAGGCCCUUGUACACUUUGCUCAGAACGUGGGAAAUAGCCCUGCCUCUCUCAUAGCUGUUCUCAAUACUCAAACUCUCGGUACCUCUAUCAUUCCCUUGGCCACUUUCGCUUCCAAUCCAGCAAUUCCCAGCAGUGUUUUGUCAAAAUCAUUCCAGAUUAAUGUUACGGAGGUGGAGACAAUCAGAAAGAACCUUGGUGGCAACUGAGUAAUGUGGAUCUCCUGCUGUUUUGUGCUUCCAGAAGUAAUGUGUGUGUUUUUUUCAUAUGUUUUUUUAGUUAUUAAUUACUGGAAGGCUGUAGUUUAAAGCUAAGUUUUCUUAUGGAGGCUAGUCAUUGCUGGUCACUUGCGACAAAUAAUUCUAAACAUUCUAUAGAUAUUGAAUAAGGUGAUUCCAAUAAAUUUAGUAUCAAUAAUAAUAAUUAUUUGUUAGAGUCUAUCAAUUAUCUAUGUAUGUAACCACUGCUGGAUGGUCAGUGGUUUUCCUAUUUGUUUUCUUAAUGGAAAA
Molecule: messenger RNA, 977 nt
Organism: Cryptomeria japonica (Japanese cedar)
Lineage: Eukaryota; Viridiplantae; Streptophyta; Pinopsida; Cupressales; Cupressaceae
Product: germin-like protein 1-1
Exons: 1
Coding region: 27-677 (216 amino acids)
Cellular component (GO): cell wall
Molecular function (GO): manganese ion binding
Source: RefSeq, a predicted model, not a curated record